This is a messenger RNA of Notothenia coriiceps (black rockcod), 4969 nucleotides long. RefSeq names its product lissencephaly-1 homolog A. Bases 1 to 1218 code for a protein of 405 amino acids. Gene Ontology annotation, molecular function: protein binding. The record is from RefSeq and is a predicted model, not a curated record. The transcript has 10 exons. Lineage: Eukaryota; Metazoa; Chordata; Actinopteri; Perciformes; Nototheniidae.
AUGGCGGAUAGGCCGCUUGGACUGGAGCAGCAGGGUUUGGUGUUUGAGGAGGAGAGACCGCCACCGCCGAACCAGGCCCCUCUGGCCCCUAUGCUGGAGUUUGUCUCCGCCCAGACGGGGGUUCCUGUGGUAGCCGUAGGGGGAGGGGCCAGUCUGGGACGAGAGCAACAGAACGAGGAAUUGGAUAAGAAGUACGCCGGCCUUUUGGAAAAGAAAUGGACCUCAGUCAUCAGAUUACAAAAGAAGCCCCAAAGAGUGGAUCCCACGCCCGCCAGAGAGAUACCGCCGUUGAGUGGCCCACCGCAGGUCCCGUCACCCGUGUCAUCUUCCACCCAGUCUUUCAGUUGUCAUGGUGUCUUGCUUCUGAGGACGCAACAAAUAAAGGUUUGGGACUACGAGACAGGGGACUUCGAACGCACACUGAAGGGCCACACGGAUUCAGUGCAGGACAUCUCUUUUGACCAGACCGGCAAACUGCUAGCCUCCUGCUCUGCAGACAUGACUAUCAAGCUGUGGGACUUCCAAGGCUUCGAGUGCAUCAGGACCAUGCAUGGACAUGACCACAAUGUUUCGUCUGUAGCCAUCAUGCCCAAUGGAGAUCACAUUGUUUCUGCCUCGAGGGACAAAACCAUAAAAAUGUGGGAGGUGGCAACUGGCUACUGUGUGAAGACCUUCACGGGCCACAGGGAGUGGGUCCGCAUGGUGCGGCCCCACCAGGACGGCACCCUGAUCGCCAGCUGCUCCAACGACCAGACGGUGCGUGUGUGGGCCGUGGCCUCCAAAGACUGCAAGGCCGAGCUGCGGGAACACGAACAUGUGGUGGAGUGCAUCUCCUGGGCCCCCGAGAGCGCCCACCCCACCAUCCAGGAGGCCACAGGCUCCGAGACCAAGAAGAGUGGAAAGCCAGGCCCCUUCCUGCUGUCUGGCUCCAGAGACAAAACAAUCAAGAUGUGGGACGUUAGCAUCGGCAUGUGCCUUAUGACACUGGUUGGCCAUGAUAACUGGGUGCGUGGUAUCCUCUUCCACCCCGGAGGCAAGUUCAUUGUGACCUGUGCAGACGAUAAGACCUUAAGGAUCUGGGACUACAAGAACAAGCGCUGCAUGAAAACCCUGGGUGCCCACGAACACUUUGUUACCUCUCUGGAUUUCCACAAGGCUGCUCCCUACGUGGUCACUGGCAGCGUAGAUCAGACAGUAAAAGUGUGGGAGUGUCGCUGAUUUGGACCUUGGAGGAUUGGACCAACACCCCCAAUUUCCCAGGAGCUCCUCUGGAUCCCACCUCUCCUCCUGCCAUCCCACCUCCUCUUUCAUCCCCCCCCCCUCCCCCCUCACCUAACCCUGCACAUCAUCUCCUCCGGCUGCACUUACACCAUGGUUAUUUACUCUCUGGUCCAAUAACUAUUGUCCUUCUAUGUAAAUUAUUCCUGGAUGUAGAUCGAGCUAUUAAAUGUUACACAAAAAAGUAUUCUUGCAUGGUAAUCCAAAAUUGUAUACUGUAAAUUUACAUAACGUCUAGAAGUACCAUAGGUUUACCACGAGGCUGGCCGUCUGUCACGCAGCCUUACCGACCAACCGAAGGCAGAUGUUUUUGACUGGGUGUAAAAUGUAGGGCACUAAAAACCGAUAAUUUAAGAAAUGACAGUGUCUUUAUGUGUAAGAUUUAUUUUUUGUCUAUUUUUUUAUUUAGGAUUUUUUUUCAGUUUUUUCUCUCCUUCACUGUCGUAGUCUGUUGGUGCCUCGCUUGGUGAAACUUCGGAAAGACGAGGCUGGAAAAGGCUUAUAUGAUGCGAUUGUCUGUGGGGCUUUGUUAUUGAAAUAAUCUGUAGCUUUAUAACAUCACUUCUCAAGUGUGCAUACCAUUUCUCUUCAUGUGGAACUAGGUAAUAUUUUAAUGGCUGUAUAUACGAAUGUUUCAAACUUUUGUCCUUGGACCUCGGGGGCUUUAAAACAGCGUUGUACUCUUGUCAGGGUGGCAAACAAACCACUGCUAGGCUUUAGAUAAAUUAUCCCAUUUAAGGAAUCUACAGCGAAGAAUAAGUUAAAAUGCAAACAAGUGGCUCUGUGAAUAACCGCACUUAGUUUUCACAGUAAGCCCGACGUAGAGAGCAAGUUUGUUUGUGUUGUGCUGUCGGUGUCACAGCAUCAACUGAACAGAGUUAAGGGAUUACUCCUGAUUAAUCUCCAGCACUUGAUAAAGGCCCACAGAUCUCCUGUGACCUUGCAUGUGAGACUCUUUGUUGAACUGAAGCCUCUGGCCACAACUAGUCCGCUGAGCACGAAGUCUCGGCAGGGUUCGGUGUAUCAUAGGAAUUAUGUAAAGUCAGAAGAUGGUGAGUUGUCCCGCGGCACCUGAAGCCUACAAACGGAAGCCUUGUGUAAAAUAAACCCGCUAAAGAGAAAAGCUGAAGGCAUGACGAGGAGUCAGUGAGCCCCCUGGGUUAGAUAUCUGGGAUGUGCAAAGAUCUCUAAUUUCUGAGGGGGAAAGAUAUGUUCUGCAUAAUAAAAAUGGUUUUGAGUAAAAAUAAAUUUAAAAAAGUCAGUUUUCUGUGAAAAUAUGAAAUGUAAAUUUAGCUUGUUAUUAGGAUUUGGCAAUUUUGUAUUAUCGCACUAAAGGAUGAACUGGAUGGGAAUUUAGGAUUAGUGUGGAAAUGCUAGCAGAUGCUAAGUGAUAUGUGGAUGGUGUUUCUGUCUGUAGAGCGGUCUGAUGCUUCUUUGUUGUAAAGAGCUCCUCGCUGUUUAAAGAGGCAGCAGCAGCGCCAGCAUACGGAGGAAAUGCUUAGAGCCCGAGCAGCGAGGAUCUCUGCAGACAAACCCAUCUCACAUAUAUGCAAACGUCGUCCGAGUGGCUUUCCUUAAAAAUAUUCAGCUUUUGAUCUUUGUGGAGCUGUAACUAAAAGACUGGAUGAUAACCAAACCAGUCCAAGCUGUAGAAAAAAAUCAUUCCACUCUCCUCGGAGGAUGAAAAAUGAAACAUCUUGCUUCUAACUGUUGCUGACAAGGUGGUUCAUUAAUCUUGCACAUCCCUGUUUUCACUAAAUCUUUGGUCCUUUAAUGAUGAUCAAAGACAACAUUGAAAUUGAAUGAUGUUGAUAAAUGCAUAAACGAUUAAUUUCUGAUUAGCCUUUUCAUUCCAAUGCAGUUCUUGGCUAAUAAAGAAUCCACUGCUUAACUGAUGUCCUUAUGUUCGCUUCUUUGCCACGUUUUCCUCUUCCUGUGUGUACCGGAUGUGUUGAUCUGCUGCUAAAGCUCCUGCUAGUGGCUGUGAGUCUAAUGUGACCUGUUGAUGUAGCACCGCUGCAUGUGAACCUGCACCAGAGGCAAAGCUGUCGGAACAAUGCUUUUUAAAAAGCUUAAAGACUGGAUCAGAGGCCGAUUGGUUUGAAUAGUGAGCUCAGAAACUGUACUUAAAUGAGCUCUACAUUAUAAGGAGAUAUACUGAUUGGCUCUCUUGCUUAGCAUUGGUUAAAUAAGAUUAUUGAUACCACUCAUUGUGGGAGAUUGGUGAGGGCUAUCUUUGCAAUUCAAAUAGAAAAAUAGAGAUAUCAGUAAAUCAAGACUAAAAAAAUUGUCUGGUCUGCAAAUGUGAGGGCAUAUCAUUUUAAGUGUUACAUGCUUGAAGCUGUAGUUGAUUUCAACAAAUUGACACUGGGAAAUAUUGAACAUUUGAUCUACAGUUAACGUAGUUGUGAGCAUAAAACAGUUUGAAAGGUCUCCUUAAUGUGUCAAAUUCAGAUGACACUGAGCUGGAAAACAAACACUUGAACUCGUAAAUAUUAAGCCAGUUUGCGUAGUUUAACACACAUACUAGCCUGGCUUUAUCAACACACAAUACCAUAACAUAAACCAGCAAUACCAGCAACAAAAAGUUCAGAAAUGAAUGUCUUGAAGAGAAAUUGUUAACAUAAGGUAUUACUUUUAAGAAAAGCUUAAGAAAGUCAUCAGUAAAGUAAAAUUGUUCUUAUAAGCUGACUAACCUAUGUGACUAUUUCUCAACUUGAACCAGUUUUAAGCUUUAGUGUGAGUGUUAUCAAUUAUCUCCUAAAAACCCAACUCUUGGCAAGCAAGCUGAUAAGCGAUUCUCUCCAAAUCUCAAACUAUUGCUCUCACAUUGCUGUGUACCAGCUGGCUUGAGGAGUUCAGACAGCUCUGUUUGUUGGUUUGUUGUGUGAUGCUAUUUGAAGGAGGUUUACGUCCUCUUCUGUAAAUGCAAUGGGAUUGUGGCAGACUAGGAUGUCCCUAAGGAUAAGCUCUCUCUUUCAGGGAAUAUAACUCAUGUCUCCCUUCGAUGUGUGCCCCCUUGAGGUUUUUUUUUUCUAUAAGCGUUUUUCUCUGACCUAACUUCUGAGGCAAGGAUUUUGGGUGGGGAAUCAGCUCAUUUUGUAGUACAUUGGCAUGACUAAUGAAGAUGCCAAUAUGUUAAAUGUUCUAGCUGAAGCCAAAAAUGGAGACGUGUCAAUAAAAUCUGGUUUAGCUUGAGAAAUCAGCCUCCUUUUGUUGUUGAUAAUGACUAGUCUCCUUAGGAUCACGCUAUGACAUACCAGACCAUACAAUGUAAAUUAAAAACGUUUUCCAUUUCCUUGGUUUUACCCAAGGAAGGUGUUAAAUGAAAGGUCAGGACGAUGUGUGUUCUGCUUCUUUUGUAAGAAUCAGAGGAAAAAGCUACAACACAGCUGCUGCUGGUGUUGUAGGCAAGUGUUGAAGAAAAUCCACUUCUACCAUCCGCAGGUCCAAAGCAAUCCUUGUUGUGCUGUGGUCUGGUGUGAAGGACCGACAGACACCUUGUCUGCAGGUCGUCUGCUCACCUGUCCUCUGUUACCUGCCUGUGAAACAGCCGAGAGCUUCACAACAAGCUCCUCCAGUAGAGCUUGUGAUGUUUUCACCACUAAGGUCUCACUCUUCACUCAGCAAACUGUUAACAAUAUACCUGGUUGUCAUUAUUGUUUGCGAUAUAAUAAAAUAAUAAAAUCUG